GCCGACUGGGAGGAGCCUGAGCUUGCUUCCUCCGCUCUUUUUGGAUCAUGUGAACGGAAAUAGGGUUCGAUCAUUUGCCCCGACCCGCCCGUGCUUGCGUUCUGCUCUCCUAGAAGAUGACAGCUACGCUGUCCAAUGAGGAUGCAGCGUUUGGCGCGCGGAGGUGGGCGGCCUGAGAGCGCGAGUUCGGAACUUUUGUUGGUGGGAAGGUAAGAGGAGCCUCCUGUAGGGAAGACCCGGGGGCGGGGGCGGCUGUAGCCCUGCCGCUAGUUCCUUAAAGCAACCGGCCGCGUGUCUAAGGGCUCUUGCGGCCGCCGUAGGAGGUUGGGAAUCAGCCGUUAAGACGUGCUUCUGUCGGUAUCCCAAGGUGUUCUUGGGAACUCCGAUGAGGCAUUUCCUUCCUCCAGCUUUGGGUUGCCAACGUCGACCCUUCUGGAAUGUGCCUGUGCCUCUGGAGCGCGCCGUGUGGCAAGGUCACCAGAUGCAGCUUCUGUCCUGAGGCGCUCUUAUUUUGUCCAGGGACAAGAACCCUUCCCCUCUUGCACGCGCUCUUGAAACUGUUACCCUCUUUCUGGACGCCCGCACCCCCAGGGCCAAAUCAGUCUGCCUAAGGAACACUGUUUGUUCCCAUGCACAGUUGCCAACGCAGAGAUGAGAAAGGUUUCUCGAAAGUGUUAAGCCAGUUGCUAGGUGAAUGGACUGACAAAUCUACUUCUCAGUAUCUUUUCUAGGCAUUUUGCUGCAUCAAUGAAAAGCACUCAAGCUUGGAGUGCUCCUGGAUCCGACUUUGUCAUAGAAUUGUAGAGGUGGAAGGGACCCUGAGGGUCAUCUAGUCCAACCCCCUGUCACUGGGGGCCUCAGUGGCUAGGAGUGCCUUUUGCAAACUUUGGACAGUUCAGUGCUGGGCUGAGUUCAAGAUGCUGUUCUUGGUAUAUAAAGCCCAUAAGGCCUUCAGAUCAGUUUACUUACCCAAUAUGUGUGAACUGCAUUCCUUGCAUUCCUUUGAUCUUCAGAAUUGGCACUUCUAAUGUAAAGGUGCUGCCAUGCAAAAGGAAUGACUCCUUGCAAAGUCCACAUGGGCAUAGCCAGGAUUGGGGGGGGGCAGCUGCCCCCCUGCCCCUCCUUGGCCCACAAAGCUUUUAGCAUGCAGUAAAAUUGUAAGACUGUCAUGAUGCUGGCAGUGGGACGGGGAGCAAAGGAGAACACUGGCUGCUGAUCUGGGAAGGAGAGAAAACAGCAGCCAAGAUCUCUCUGUCGUCAUCAUCACCAUCACCACUGGUGGUGCUGGGCAGGGAGGGGAGAAAGUCUGAAGUGCAAGGUGUGAGGGGAUGGGACCUGGGUGAACUGUAAAGGAAGAAGGAGGGACAGGGUGAGUUGUAAAGGGGAGGGGUUAACUGGGAUGGUGAGCAACAUAAGCAGGGGCAUAGGUAAGAAAAGAUUAAACCAGGGGUCACCAACCUAAGGCCCAUGGGCCAGAAGCAGCAGGUGGAGGUUGUUUGACCGGCCCCCGAGCCGCCCCUGAGCUGAGCUGCCUGCUCGCGUGCUGUGCUAAGGCUGUAUAUUUUCCCUCAUAGGGCAAAUAGCACCUUCUGGGGGAGAUGGUUUUAAUUUUCAGAAUGGCAUAGUGCAAUCCAAAUCCUCCAGCCGUGCAAUUUAAAUUCUACUUAUAGUUCCUAUAAACCCUUUAAAAGUAUGCCUCAUUUAACUUUUAUGUUAAUGGGGUAGAGGGGGAAUGAAUUUGUAAACUAUUGGGGAAUCUUACAAUACGUCUGUGUCAGAAAAUGAUUUAUUUAUUUAUUUAUUUAUUUACUUACUUACUUACUUACAAACUAUUAGAUUAGAACUUUGCUUUGGAAGGCAACUGGAAAAAAUAGGAAAUAAAAACUCCAGUCGCAAUGGGUUAUACUUGAUUUCAAAGUGUUCUGAUGAUCACAAUACUAGUGGAGCUUAUCCUUGGUGUGUAGAAGCAGUCUAUGAAAUGGUUAGUUGUAACAAUGUAUGUGUGAUGUAUGUGUACAUAUACAUUCUCUUUCUCCUCACCCCUCAGCAUCUACUUGGAGUUCUGGGGAGUUCCUUCCAUUAGAAAACAGAGCUGGCUACAGUGUACUUGGUGAAUACACCGGAUGUUUAGUUCCCCCCACCUUGUGUCUGGUGUGGGGGAACUUUGAGGCUUCUCUGCCUUGGCAUGAAGUGCACAAUUACUGGGGGCAAUGUGAAAGGUGAGGCAAGAUUAACUAUUUGGAUUUGGGGUGGGCAAAGUUGACUAUUGCUUGAUGUUUGACCAGGAAAGGGGCUUCCUGUAUGGUUACAGGAAGAAGGGAAGCCUCCUGAAAUGAGCUUCUAAACCUGUGAAGGCAGGAGUAGGGAACCUGUCAUUCUCUAGCUGGACUUCAGUUCCCAUCAGAACCAGCAAGGCCAUCUGUCAGGGAUGAUGGGAGUUGUAGUCCAUCAAUGCAUGGACUACAGCUUCUCUACCCCUGUUAUAAGGGGACUUUCCUGAUGAGACGAUAGCCAGUGAGAAUGUGUGUGUGUGUGUGUGUGUGUGGAGGGUGGGGUUAUGAUACCUGUAUGGGAGUGUGACAUGAGAAGAAUGACACGUGUUUUGGCAUGUCUGGGGCUUCUGAGUAAAUAAUAGACCCAGGUGGUUAUUUAAUGAGGGAUUCUGCAGGGGAUGGUCUCAGCCUGCACAAAGAGGCAGGCUGAGGUGGAAUGCAAGAUCAGACAUCGGAAGAGGCUUAUGUUGAUCCAUACCUUCUCAGUGUUCUUUUGUCUCUUGUGCAGCCCUGGGGAAAGCGGUGCACUCUCUUUCCCGUGUCGGAGAUGAAAUCUACAUUGAGCCUCUUCAAGAAGGGGUAAGGUGACAGGCUGGGAGGUCUAGGGAGGGUCUGUCUAGUGUGUUUAUUGCUUAUAAUUCUCAGAAUGGAACGUUUAUCAGUGAGACAUCAUCUGCGAGCUAAGUGAGGGGAGUCUCUGUUGCAGAGCAGCAACACUAUCCUGGUAUUGCAAUCACUCUGCAUGGCUGGGGAUGGGGUAUGCGAUCUUGGACUUGGACUGCCAGCUCCCACUUGUCCUGGCCAGCACAUCUAGGGGUCAGGGAAGAUGGGGGUUGUAGUCCCGCAGCAUCCAGAGAGCCACAGGUUCCUCUGGCCUAAGCCAUUGCAGCUAUCUCAUUGAUUAGCAUGUUGUAUGUGCUGGGAGCUGUUUGAUGAUGCAAGUUUGUCCUGUUUUGGAGGCAGCAAUGCUGUGUCUUUAGAAAGCAGGAUUUGAACUACUUAGGACAAGGAAGCUAAGAGGGGUGUGGGGAAUCUUCUCUGUGACAAUGAUGGAGUUAAUGACACUUCCCAUCCUUGUUUCCCCAGCUCUCCUUGCGUACGGUCAAUGCAUCCCGCUCUGCCUACGCCUGCUUCCUGUUUGCCCCGCUCUUCUUCCAGCUCUACCAGCCAGGAGAAUCGGAAUCUGACUUGGAUGCAGGUGGUUUCCGGUGCAAAGUGCUCAUGAAGGUGAGGGGCCCACAUGGGGCUGUUGAAAGGUCAGAAUGGGGCAAUGCAGGCUUUUAUCAGAAGACCAAUGAACUCCAACCUGGUACUUGUUGCCUAUAGUUCUCUUUGCAAGCACCAAUGAUGGCCUGGUCUGCACAAACACCCCAUUUGAACCACUUUGUACUGCAGGUGAUAGUGAUGAAAAAUCACUGCAUAGUUGCAAAAAUGGCAUGUCAGAGAAGAGGCUUGGCUAAGGAAUUCUCUGACAUUUAGUUAUUUUUUUCACAUGCACUAUUGUUUUUUUAAGCAAAGCAGCAGGCACUCAGUGGGUUGAGUGGUUGAAAUGUGUUCCAUAUUGUGCUGCAUAGAUCCUUCCAAGUCAAGGAUUUUCCAUCUCCCUGAGUUCUGUUCUGAUAAGAUGGUGAAGUAAUAGGUGUCUCAGUAAGUAUUAGACAUGAUGCUGAAUGGAACUUCCAGGUUGAGGAGCAAUAUACCUCUGAGUAACAAUGCUAAGGGAAAAAAACUAAAGGACAUUGCCUUAAUGCCCUGCUUGCUAGCUUCUCAGAAGCAUCUAGAUGACCAUGGUCAUUGGAACGCUGCUUUAGAUGGAUUCUUGGCCUGAUUCAGCAGUGCAAAGAUAGGUAGAAGAAUGUUUUUGGUGUCUGUGUGUUUCAGGGUGGAGGAGAGCUUUCAAUAUACAGGUUAUUUUUAUAAGCCACUGUGAUUUUUCACCCUCUGUGCACCCUCUGUUGAUUGCCACAAAUACUUUCCAAGGCUUAAAGAAACGAAUGCCUUCCAAGCUCCAUCUGCAGCUCACAUUAAGGUCAUUGCACUUCCCAAUUGUUGCUCAACUAAGUGGCAAGAAAGCAGUAUUUGUGCAGACUUUCAAAACUGAAUUGUUUUUACUGCUCCUGGAAGUAACUCUGCCAGAAUCAGAGCACCCCAGCUCAGUUCUCUGAGACAAAGUUAGUGGUUUCAGCAGUAGAGUGUUUUUUUUCUCUUCAUUACAUUCAUUAUAUCCCAUCUUUCCUCUCUGUGGCAUAGGUGGUCUCUGUUUCCCCUCCGUUUUAUCCUCAUGACAAACCUGUGAGGUAGAAUAAGCCUAGAGAUAGUGUCUGGCCCAAGAUGACACAUUGAAGCUAAGUGGAGAUAUGAACCUGAGUCUCCCCAGGCCUAGUCAGACACUAACCACUGCCCCACUUUGCUCCUGGCUUUCCCUUUUGAGGAAACCACAUGCACAGAACUCUGGCUUUCCUUCUCGUUGCCUCCAGUCUUUCCUGGCUAUCUUCCGCUCACUCCCCUCACUGGAGAAGACGGUGGAGAAAUGCCUCAUCUCGCUCAGUUCCCACCAUAGCCGGUUCCGUGUGAAGCUGUACUGCAAAUAUGGUGAGUGUUGGGGGUGGGGGAGAGGAGGAGCCCUACUUGGGGGUGCAGAGUGAUACACUGGAAGAUGUAGAAUCCUUGAAAUAUAGUCUGGGAAGGGACCCAAAGGGUCCUUUAGUCUAAUCCCCUGCAGUGCAAAAAUCACAGCUAAUAUGGUAGGGAUAAAUGUGGCUGAAAGUGUGGCCUUGAGUGCCAUCUCCAGUGCAGUCCAUCAGGCUGCCAGUACUGAGUUAGGAGACAGGGCCAUGAGAUGUUCCAAGUGCAUGGGGAGAAAAUAAUACAACCAAGAAAGGGAGCAACCAAGGAAGGGAGAAUCCAGUGAAGAUCAGUUUUGUGAGUCAUGAGCCCUCUGCCUUGCUUAAUCCUGAGGAGCAAAGAAAUGCAGAGAAUCCACAACCCUGAGUAAGGAUCCUAGCUAGUUUCUGCAAAAAAGCAUAAUUGAAGAUCAUGGUCCUGUUCUAAUGGGGGCAGAGGGUAGGGACACAGCGGUGACUGAUGUCUCCCAAAUGUGAGGGUUCUCACCAGUGGUGGCUAGUGCCUAUUGAAACUGGCAGGCCAGAAGGAGGAGAAGCCAGAGCCAAUGGUAGGCAAAGCCCACUAAUCCUAGCUUUAUUUGUGCUUCUUUUAUUGUAUCUACUUUUAUCUUUCUCUAUCCCAGUGAACAGCAUUUCCAUUGAAAACGCUAGCAUAAGCUUAUUUCAUUUAAUCAGAGUCCUCAUUUGAAAUCCCUCUGCGCUUUUGCUUUAAACUUCAUGGGGAAAAGAAAAGUUCGUAUGAAUAGAAACAAGCUUCUCAGUUCUUUCACUUCUCCAUUCUUUCACACGGCAAUUUGGUGGUUCAACCACUGAUCAGCCCGUUUCACUUAAUGCAGAAGAUGGAGGAAUCUUGAGAUGCAUGAGAAGCAAGAGGAGAUGGAGGCUGUGCUGUAUGAAAGCUUUGCUUCCACCCUACAGGAGCGGUGUGCCUGGCAGACUUCCAGAUUGGGACAUUUAACCUGAAGGUGUCUUGGCAUUCUGCAACAAUCAAAAGCACUUUUCCAGUGACAGGUGUUGCUCAUGCAGUAAUCCAGUCACUAUCUAUGCAUCUUGAAUCUAAAGAUUUGUAGCAACAUGAACUGGCUGUAACAAUUCCAUUUUAAAACAAGGCUUUAAAAAGUAUUUCGAAAGAAAGAAAGAAAGAAAGAAAGAAAGAAAGAAAGAAAGAAAGAAAGAAAGAAAAUACUUCAUUAGAGUUUUUCCUCCAUCCCCAAUGUCUGGUGGCUGCUGCUGUUUUCCAUUUUAGGCCUUGGGUGGGGUAGACCAUUGCUGCCUUCUCCUUAUGUCUGCUCCUUGCGCUGCUCAGAGUCUUCUGGGAGACAGAAUGCCCUGGAGCCAUUUCCCACUGUGACACUCUUUAUCUAUGUCUCUGCAGGUGUCAUCAAGACCCAUGACUUGUCAUUCCAGGACUGUGAAUCCCUGCAGGCAGUCUUUGACACAGGGCAGUGCGCUCAUUCUCUUCAUGCCCCUCCCAGGUGAGACCAUGGUAUGGUUGAGAGAGAUUGCAGUAUACGGAGAAGGGAAAGGGAUGGAUGAAGGUUCUUGCAAUUGAUGUGCAUAGACUUAUACUAAAGAUGCAUCAACUGCAGCGUGGAAGGAAUGAGGAACAUGGGUUGCCGAUGGGUCUGGGAAUCAACGGAUGCUUUGUGUGGGCUGAUGCUGUGCCAUGGUUCUUUAAUUAAGGCAAAGAGUAUUAUAUGCAGAAGGAAAGUGGGGAUGUUCAGCCAUGAAAGCCACUUCCCCCUCUCAGCCCCUUUCUCUGCCCCUCCUUCAUCUAUUUCAGGCUAUUGGUGGAUGCUGUGGUGCAUUUUCCAUUGACACAGGCUGAGGUGACCCUGGGUGCCAGCCCUUCUGGGAAGGUGACCUUGCGCAGCUACCUGGAAGAAGAGACAGGUGAGCUGUCCGCCAUGACCGGCUUCCAUCUUAUCCCCAGAGCCCAUCAAAGGAGAUGAUACUUAAUUUGCCCAUCUCAGGAACCUUUAGAUCACAUAUGAGGGCAUCCUAUUUGUGCAACUGGGGAUGAUAGGAGGUGGAGAGUUCCUGCAGGGUCCCUGGCCUGCCUUUAUGUGGCUAGCAGUUUCUCUUUAGCAGUUUUCUUGUGGGAAGCGUAGACAGUGGUAGCUGUCAAACAAGGGCCUAAUUUGAUCCUCACCUCUCCCUCAGAGCCCAGCCGGAUGAUGGUGACUGAGCUCUGUUUGAGCGAGGACGAGUUCCAGGCCUUCCAAGUCAAGGAAGAGACGCAGGUCACUUUCUGCCUCAAGGAAUUCCGGGUGAGUUUGCUUCCCCUCUCCUCGCCCUCAUUUGAAAUGGGUGGCCUUGUGCUCUUUCCAACCCGUUUCACCUAUCUCUAACAGGGCCUCCUGAGCUUUGCUGAGUCCUCAAAUCUCCCCCUCAACAUCCACUUUGACAUCCCUGGCAGGUAGGCCUUCACGAGGGACGUUCUGGAGGGGAAGCACCUUCGUGGCUAAAUGAAACUCCCGUCUGCAGGAGGCCACUGAAUGCCAGCUGCUGGGAAACAUCUGCAUGGGAGGGUUAGUUGCCAUCAUGCUUGCAAGCUUCCUAGGGGGACCUGGUUGGCCACUGCAGAAAUGAGAGUGCUGGACCAGAUGGUCCUUUGUUCUGAUCUUGUGAGGUUGUCCAGAAGAGCAGCCCUGACUUGUUGCCAGUCCUGUAACAGCCAGCAGCCAGACUUUGUUUGCUUCAUUGCAAGAGUAGGGUCCUUGUCUCCAUUAGCUGUAGCUUUCUUUGCCAUCCCCCCUUGAUUCCCCUUUAGCCCCCAAGCCUGUGUCUUGAGAAUCCUGCUCUCACCAGUUCUCUCCUCGCAGGCCAGCUAUCUUCACCCUGGAGGACCCUGUGCUGAACGUGCACCUGGUCUUGGCCACUCUGGCUGAGAGAGAGAGUUCACAGAAGAACAACAACAGGUAAGCAGGGUUGAAGCUCCUGCACCACAAAAUCUGGCACGCCCUGAAGUGGAACAGGGUGCGGGGAGGAUCCCAGAGGACAAUGACAUAUUCGGUAGGAACACAGUCUCUGCUUGGCACAUAGAAAGGAUUAAUUCUGUGCUCUUGGCAUCAUUUUGUCAUAUGUGUUUUUAUAGCAGAGUGAACAGAUCUGCCUGUCAUUUUCCAGUCCUGACCUGAGCUACCAUCUUAGCAGCUAUAUACGGUUGCCUUGGUUACUCUUGGAACAGUUCAGUGUCUCAGCUUUCUGUUAAGCAUUUUGUCAUUUUUAGCCUUUUAAACUUGGGUAGUUUGUGUCAAUGUGUUUGGAACUGGGGCUUGCUUAAAUGGAUAAGGAUGUGAGAGAUGAAGGCCUUAUGAAGUCCCUUCCAACCCUAUGAUUUCCUUCUAGCUUAUUGAAUUUCUCUCUUAGAACCCUCUGGUCAAUAAAACAAACACCUUAGUCAUGAGUCCCCAAAAAGAAACCAUUUCUAUUUGUUGGGGUGUCUCUUCACAGAAAGUGCUUCCUCACAGCUCUGCUCCUAUCUCUCUCAUGCCAGCACAUCCAAGCCUGCUUACGAUUUUGCCGGUGAUGACAUUGAUGCCUACAUGAUAGCCAUGGAAACCACCUGCGAUGGCACAGAGGGGGCAGAAGCCCCUCCCAGCCCCACCUUCCCCUCAAGACGCACCUUUUCUGAUACAAGGGAGUUGGAAAGCGAUCCUGAGGGAACUGUGCCUGGCACACCGCCACAAAAACGGGUACGUGCAGAGGGAUCAGAGCAUGAAUGUGUAGUGGAAAGUGUGAUGCACUGUGGCCCUGCAGAUCUCUUGACCACUUUACAAUUUUAGUGGGUGUGCAUUCAGUGGUUCAGAAUGUACCCAUAAUGCAGGAGGCUAAAAAAGGUGGAAUCUGUUUCAGUACAGGAAGGCAUGAUAGGCAGUCUGUUUCGGCAGUGUGCAUCCACACAGUACAGGUCACAAGAGGGUGCAUGUUGAGCCUUGGAAUACAGUGGUACCUCGCAAGACGAAUGCCUCGGAAGACGAAAAACUCGCAAGACGAAAGAGUUUUUCGUUUUUUGAGUUGCUUCGCAAGACGAAUUUCCCUAUGGGCUUGCUUCGCAAGACGAAAACGAAAAACGAAAAUGUCUUGCAAGUUUGUUUCCUUGUUCUUAACACCGUUAAUACCCAGGGUGACUUCGAGGAGCAACUCAUAGCACACGGUGUGGUAGCCUUUUUUGAGGUUUUUGAAGACUUUGGUGAUUUUGAAGACUUUGGGAAACCGUGCUUCGCAAGACGAAAAAACUCGCAAGACAAAAAAACUCGCAGAAUGAAUUAAUUUCGUCUUGCGAGGCACCACUGUAUGUACCUGCUAGAGCUGUAAUAUGUUGCACAUCCCUUUCUUGAUUCAGUUAAAGUUCAUUGAAACUAGACUUCCAUGGAAAGCAAAGAGGCUGCAGUCACUUAACAGCUUGCUUGUUCAUUGGCCCUUAAUCAUGACUAUCUGUAGCUGGAGCAGAGCCAUAGAAUUCCAGUGCCAGCAGUCAAGCUUUGGUAAUGGCACGAUUGCAAAAUCUGGGUUUUUUAAGACAGUGGAAGGGAAUCGGUAGGGUGUGGUAGAAACUAGACACUUAAGAGAUGCUGUUAGUUUGGGAGUGGUUUGGAGGAACAUGGAAACUAGUUGAACACUCAGGUCCUGACCACAACAUGCCCCCCACUGAAUGUCAUAUGCUUAUUUUCAAGUAUAUUUCUAUGGCUUUCUUAACAUAAUACAUUUUUAAUAGUAUCAACCUUGCAAGAUUCUGGUAUAUCAACAAUGUACUAUUUUUAGAUCUCUUGCAAACCUGCACCCCCAAGACAUGUCUUUGCCCUGCUUUUGUUUCAUUUGCAGUUCCGCUCCUUGUUCUUUGGGUCGGUCCUCAGCCCAUCACAGCCCUUGGUCCACUCAUGUACAAGCCAAGAGGUGUUAGCAGAAGACAGUGAGGGAGAAACGUGAGUGGUCCCCCAGCUACUGGUGCAUGAUAAGACACCUCUACUGCUAGAAAUGAGAUGUUUCAAGCUAAGCAGCUUGAGCCCUCUUUUGGGUUGGAUCGCAGGCUGCCCCUCUUCAGCUCUCCUGCUGCUCCCCCGAGAAUCAGCGCUGAAUUGUGCAGUUCUUCCAUCAUGGAGAAAAAAACCUUCUGUAGAUAGAACCACAUUGAGACAGACACAUAGAUCUACCUUGUUUGCUAAAUUAUUACUGCACGUCUUUGAAAGGGAGGCGGCUGCGAGAGAUUAGACCUUCCUCCAGUGGGUUUGUGGCUAACAUCCAUAGACAUAGAAUACUUAUUAUCUAAUAAAUUUUUUUAAGAUGUUUUGACUGUGGUGUGAAUUGUUACUGUGGUUAUCCAUCAGUUGCUGUAGCCUUCUUUUUACUGCCUUCCACUCAACGCCUCUCGAGCCAGCCUUCUCUUCCUCCCUUGUAAUUAACCUGUUUCAUUGCUAAACCUAUAAUUUAGCUGUCGGGCAGAUGGGAAUUGAAGGAUGAUUACAGGAAAGGGAUCUGUAGCAGCCAGGGUGGUAUUAGUAAACUGCAGUACUAUGUAAAGCACAGGAGGUAGCAAAGGAGAGCAUUGCUAUUUCCUCUUUACUUCUGCAGGCAGGUGAAUAUAUUUAAGCCCUAACUACAAGCAUCAGAAUUAUUGGCAAACGUACUUUGUUAUCCUCUGUUGCCACAAUAUAAAGGCACUUUAAGAAGUCCGUCCCUCUGGUAAAACAACAGUGCCCAUCCACAGUGCAGGCCUGAUGUCUUUUCCAGAUGGAAUCCAGGGGAGGAAGUCAGCAUUGUGCUCUUAUCGCAUUUUGGCCUGCCAGGUAGAACAAUCCUCAUCCUGUGCUGCUCUAGGGGUUCUCCUAACACCUCCCAGAGCUUAUUUUGCAAUGGGGGAACCAUGUUGUACAAGCGGAAAUCCUUGCGCAAUUUCCACUGGUGGGAUUCAUCAGCUGAAUCCCACUCCUAAUGCAGAAUCAAUCCCCACCCUGUCAGUGUAGUUCAAGAUGCUGUUAGUUAGCUAUCUAAUAAGAACUCUUGCCUUUCCUGGCCCAAAAUAUCUGUCCUUAGUAGGCCUCUAGUUCUAUUCUACUGGAUAGGCACUGCUUAAGCCCCGCAGGAUUGCCUUGGCUGAGGACCACAGCUAAUUCCUACAAACUGCUGAUAACUGUGCUGUGGCUUGGGAUUUAACUAGAGAUUAAGCAAGCAACAACGGACCAAUUCACAUUAAGAAGACAGGGGCAAAGGCUCCCUUAAACAGCUUACGGCAAGGAGGUGGUGUUACAUAACCCGGUUAGGAGUAUCAUGUGUUAAAAGUAUCAUGGGAGCUUUCAGGACAGCCCUACUGGAAUCUAAAUUGGGUGCAUUAGCACACAGUAUUUUACCGAUUCCCAAUCCACUGGUCUGUGUGAGCUAAUGGAUAUAGAAGAAUCUAAAAUAAGGACCUUGUCUGCAUCUUUAGGGUCCCUUGCGCAGCUCAUGCUAUUCAUGCCACAUACACUUAUGCUCUUCAGAGCUAGGAAGCCUUCAUGCCUCUACGAAAGGGACUGUCUUACCACAUAGUGCCACUGCAUAGCUCAGCUUCUCUAUUCCAUUUAAAGCUUGCAGGCAAUGCAGGUAGGUGAGGAGAAUAAGAUAUAGGUGGUAGUUAGUGAAGAAAACUUGGACUAGAGAGAUACCGAAACAAGCCAGUUUUUCAACAUGAAAGUCUUAAAACUGGUAAGCAGAGGAACCUGCAAAGGUAGUCACAAAUGGCUCCAUGUCAGCCAAAGUGCAAAGGGAUUUUAGCAGGUGAAAUAUGGAGAGGUAACUGGGGAUAGAGGGCAAGAUGUCUUUUAAGAUGCUUCGUCUUGAUCGUGUAACUUGCUCCCAUUUCUAAGAAUGUGUGUGCAGCCUUGCUGCACCAAAGCCCCAUCUGGCCCAGCAUCCCAUAUGCCUCUGGGAAGCCCAUAACUGCACUUUCCCUACUGUAAGAUUCCAAACAGCUGGUAUUGCAGAGGCAUGUCACCUCUACUACAGCUAUCAGGAGGCCCUACCCUCCAUGAAUUUGCCUAAUCCCCUUUUCAAGCCAUCAAAGCUGUUGGCCACCACUACAUCUAAUGGAAGCAAGCUCCACCGUUUUGCUAGGCACUGUGGAAGGAAGACUUCGUUUUAUCUGUCCUGAAUGUUCCAACAUCCUCUCCUCCACACCUCCUAAGGAGAGCUUGUUUCAUCCUCCAAGCCGCAUCAUGCAGCCCCAUUCAUUUUAUUCUCCCCAAACAGUUGACAAAGGAGCAGCUACAUAAGAAUCUUACAUGUUUAUUCAAAAAGAUGUAGUAACCCCCCGUGGGGGAAAGGGGGGAGCACACAUCUGGACAAAGUUGGCAAAAAAGUCAAUCAAAAAUACCCCCAAAAAUAAAGACAUCCCCAAUCCCAGGGGAGCAGAAUUUUUGGUAUUGAAUUCUUAUUCAGCCGUUUUCUUUAAAAAAAUUACAUGGCUGGGCCCUGGGGAGGUAAGCAGCCGCUGUACACUGUAACCGCUACGCAAGACAGCCUGGGCCCCACACCUACAGCUAGGGGGGCAGGCAGGGCUAGUUACUUCUUGGCUUUGGCAGAGUUGCGUGGCGGAGUGAUUGGGCGCCCACCAGGGUUCAAUCCACUGAACUGGCCAUAUUUGCCCUUAUUCUUGUCAGCCGGUUUCAGGAUCUGUAGAAUUCAAGAAAUGAGGGGUGGGGAAGGGGAUAGGAGAGAAAAGAUUAGUUUCAGGGUAAAAGUUUAGUGUCUCAUUGCAACCCACAACCCCAUUUUACCUUUCGUUCAGUUGCUAAAUAAUCAAAGCAACAAAACAAGGACUGAAGCCCUCUUAAGUCAGAUUUUUAGCACUUAAAUCCAGGUCUUUAAACAGGCCUUAAGACCUAAUCUAUUUCAAUACAUGUUUUCUUUCUUGGUAGCUUUUUGAUACUGCUAAUUCUGGCAUAAUUUUUAAAUCUUUUAAGCUAAAAUACAGUGUUAAUUCAUCUAUUUAUUGUUCUUUUAACUGUUUCAUGAUCACUUUUAUACUAUCGUUUUAAGGUAAUUGUAUUUCAUGUACAUAAAUAAAUAAAAUGUACUGU
Molecule: messenger RNA, 12954 nt
Organism: Podarcis lilfordi (Lilford's wall lizard)
Lineage: Eukaryota; Metazoa; Chordata; Lepidosauria; Squamata; Lacertidae
Source: the annotation of a GenBank genome assembly